This is a messenger RNA of Diaporthe citri, 876 nucleotides long. RefSeq lists its product as uncharacterized. The record is from RefSeq and is a predicted model, not a curated record. Bases 1 to 876 code for a protein of 291 amino acids. NCBI's taxonomy places the organism in Eukaryota, Fungi, Ascomycota, Sordariomycetes, Diaporthales, Diaporthaceae. The transcript is spliced from 4 exons. Gene Ontology annotation, cellular component: fungal-type vacuole membrane.
AUGGAAAUAGACGCCCAGCAGGGUGGUCAAGGUGUCAAGGUGGCGCCGGGGCUGGGAGACUCGAGACCGCGGGAUAGAUGUGCCCGUGAGGGUGGAGUAUCAGAUCCGAUGUUGCUCCAGGCGCGAAGGCGAAUGAGCUUCCCCGGGACCUACAGAGAUGGGUCUCACACGGUCGAAUUGGUGGUCGGAGAGGAGGAGGAUGGAGAUGAAGGCCAGCACGAGGAGACUCGGGAGACUCGAGAAGCUCUCGACACCGUCCAAGGGCCUCAUCGCACAUUCACGGCCUCCGGAAACCAGCUCAUCAUCCCGCAGACGGCCACCGUUUCCCUCGAAGCGCUCACCAGGGAAACACAGCAGCAGCGCAGCGAAGACGUGACCCCACGGGAGGAGCCCGGCGACGCCUUCGAAUCAGGCCAAGGCCCUCAUCUCGAGUUCUCUCUGCCUCCAGUCGACACCGGCAAGGACGCGUGGCUCUUCCUGGCCGCCUGCUUUCGUCAUCGAGGCGCUGGUUUUCCCUUCUCCUUCGGCAUCUUCCAGAAGUACUACAGCAGUCAUGAGCCCUUCAGAGGGUCCGGCAACAUCGCCAUCGUUGGCACCUGCACCUCCGGCAUCAUGUACCUCUCUGGGCUGCCCGCCCUCGUCCUGAAUCGCAUGUACCCUAGGCUGGGCCGCUGGUCGCCCAUGGUCGGGCUGCUGAUCAUGUGCCUGUCGCUGGCCCUCAGCUCCUUCUCCACGACGGUCACGCAGCUCAUCGCGACCCAGGGCGUGCUUUAUGCGAUCGGUGGCUCCAUCGGCUACCUGCCCUGCCGACGCCCUCAAGGCCGGCCCCUUCCCGUCCGCCCUGACUGCUCUGCUUGUCAACGUCUCAUCCUCUAA